Blepharisma stoltei is the source of this 312-nucleotide messenger RNA. The record is from the annotation of a GenBank genome assembly. NCBI's taxonomy places the organism in Eukaryota, Ciliophora, Heterotrichea, Heterotrichida, Blepharismidae.
AUGGGUAUUAUUAUCACUGGAGGAGUGCCAGGAUUAGUAGAGCCUCCAGAGACUGAUACGUGCAAUAUUUUUUGGUCUGAUUUUGGCACAUUAUCAGUGUUUCCAGGGAAAAUUCAUUGUUUUAUUAUUUUUAAUUCUCCAUCAAAGACUGAGCCAAUGACUUCUCUUUUACCCUCCUGAAUAUUAAUGAUAGAAAAUUGACUUUUUUGGCUAUAUUUCUGCAUUAAAUAUCUUAUUUCUUCAACUGUCACUGGCUCCGUCGUGCGAUUAAAUAAAUAUUGUAAUAAAUUUUCAGUUGAUUUGAAUAAAUAA